Molecule: messenger RNA, 900 nt
Organism: Penicillium brasilianum
Lineage: Eukaryota; Fungi; Ascomycota; Eurotiomycetes; Eurotiales; Aspergillaceae
Source: the annotation of a GenBank genome assembly
AUGCCAGACGAGUCGGGGCGCCGCAUCAUCAUCGAGAAAUCCAGUACGGUCCGACGCCGGUACCAGCGGAGCAACAAGCGAUUCAAAUUCACCGCCUCGCAAUUACGACGGAUUGAACGCGAGGAAGAGCUUGAGCGUCGGGCGAAAGCUCUAAAGGAAAAAGAGGAGAAGCGGCGAGCCAACAAGAAGAAAAAGGCUGAGAAGGAGGCGAAAGACCGCGAGGAGCGAAAGAGGCUCGGAUUGCCGGAUCCUAAUGCACCCAAGAUCCCGGCCAGCCAACAGUUGCUCUCCGCGUUUCUGGGUGCGAAGUCCAGGCAACCCGUCGAAGAACAGCCUGUUGAUACAACUGUCGAUUCUACAGCUACGGAUAAUGAUGAAGGGGGGGAUACGGAAGUUGAUAGCGCGGGGGGCGACACCGAGCCAGAGUCGGAUAUAUUUGACGACCUAGAUGAGGAGAUAAUCGAAGAAGAAUUUUCAUGUCUUCAAGAUGCGGGCAUCCCCAAGAACUCUGAGAUCCCCGAUGUCUCUGAUUACCCUGAGGAUCCCGGUGUUGGCAACGACGUUAGCGCAGAGUCACUCUGCUCUCCGAAAGAUGACGACGAUGACGAAUUCUCUGAUUGUUCAGUAUUUGACGAUGCCGACAUUAUGAAUGAAGCAAUUGCUAUCGCCGCGUCGCGACUGUCCCAACCAACUCCUCUUCCUACCACAUCUAACGCCCCUCUAGCACCUACGAUGGGCCCGCCGCGAUCAAGCGGGCCUUCCAAAUCCGUGACCACUCCAAUACCCUCACUUGGAGAUUCUUUCCGCGACGAAACAGCCGAUUAUCUAGAGGACGUCUUCUCGCGUGGCUGCGGCGACUCAUUUGGCGAGUUAGUCCAGCUGGGCUCGGGCACACGAUAG